Meloidogyne enterolobii is the source of this 249-nucleotide messenger RNA. The record is from the annotation of a GenBank genome assembly. NCBI's taxonomy places the organism in Eukaryota, Metazoa, Nematoda, Chromadorea, Rhabditida, Meloidogynidae.
UUGGAAAAAGAGCGUAUUGAGAUGCAUUUGAGAGAAGAAAAAGAAUUUCUUGAAGAAAAAUUUGCUAAGCUCAUUGAACUAAGACGGCGAUUAAUUGAAAAACAAAGGAAAAGAAUUGAGACAAUUAGAGUGAAAAUUAAAAAGCAUAGAAAAGCUGGCAAUGAGAUGGAAAUUGAUGAGAAUGGACCAAUUGCAAAACGUACUCGUUCCCAUUAUGUUUCAUCAAAUGACAAAGAAAGUAAGAAAUGA